AUGUCCGGCGGCUUCUACAAAUAUCGCUGUAAAUACUUUUACUCCCACAACUGUACCAACUGGGUGUGGGUGAAUAAUGCACCCUGUGCCUCCUGCCUCGCGGAAGGCCGUGAUCAAACUAGCUAUGGCCUCUCGCCACCCAGGCACAAUAGAAAAGGAUUCUUAUCAGACUCUCGGGCCAGAAAUGGAGAGAUUUUCUUCGGCGUAGCACCCAAUAUCUUAAUAGGAUCUACUUUGACGAGGAAGGAUCCAGAUGCUUGA
Molecule: messenger RNA, 261 nt
Organism: Clonostachys rhizophaga
Lineage: Eukaryota; Fungi; Ascomycota; Sordariomycetes; Hypocreales; Bionectriaceae
Source: the annotation of a GenBank genome assembly